AUUAGGAGUGAGUUCGCUUGCGUGGAUUUCCCUUGCCUCUUGCAGUGGCAGUGGUGUAUGUUAAAGUUAAACCUGUUGCCUGUCGACUGUUCUACAACGCUUCUCCUCCAAGUUUUACUUUCCGGAAAUUACACCGUGAAAUAGGCGAUACGAAGGAAAAAGUAUUUUCAACAGGUAGAGAAUCAAACUAUUCAAAAAUGAAAUUUUGUGGUUGGUGAAUAAUCAACUGUCUAACAAAAUGUAUGGGAUGUUAUUGGAGAGUGUUCAGCAUUUUGUGCAGUUGGAAUAUGGAGAAGAUGUGUGGCAAAAGUUGCUUAUUGAAUCGGAAUGUAAAUAUACAGUAUUCAGUACUCAUCAAACGUAUCCGGAUAAUAUAAUGUCUACUCUGGCAACGGCAUUGGCUAAUAUCACUUCCACUUCUUUAGAUGAUUCUAUGAUGUUUUUUGGUAGAUGUUUUGUUAGAUUCUUCAGCAAUUAUGGAUAUGACGUUAUUAUAAAAGCAACAGGAAGAUAUUUCGCAGACUUUUUAAGUAAUAUAGAUAAUCUCCAUUCGCAAUUUAGAGUAUCUUAUCCGAAAAUGAAAAGUCCUUCAAUGUACAUUACCGAUAUUGACGAAGACGGUUGUGUUUUAGUUUAUCGAAGCACUAGACAAGGUUUCACGCAAUACAUGAGAGGACAAUUAUAUCAGAUAGCUUCCGAGUUUUUCAAUUUGAAAUUGGAAACUAGCGUUAUCGAAACAACCAACAAAAUAACGUCCGAUGGACGAGAUUUGACAAUUGUAACGUUUCGACUGAAUUUUGAUAAUUCACAAUACAUGUGUAAUAAGAAAGCCGAACAAGCUACGCAAAUAAAAUGCGAUUUUCCACCAUUCUCAUGUUGUCUGUUACUGGAAUUAUUUCCGUUUGCCGUAUUAUUGGAUCCAGCUUUGACGAUAAUUGGUGUCGGAGAAAAGCUGGUUGAGGUUGCUGGCGAUAAAGAAAAACUUCUGGGUCAACCCUUAUCGAAAUAUUUCAAAUUAAGGUCGCCCAAAGGGAUUUUGAUGACCUGGAAAAAUAUGUACUAUUUGAAAUCGGUCAAUUUUGAACUUGAAGUUCUUCGAACGGAAUUGAUAAAAUCGACUUUGGAAGAUUUGGAACAAGAUUCACAAGAUACAUGUGAUAAUUUAAGUGUUCGAGAAAUUGAAAUCGAUGGUAAAAGUAUUUCUCCUUAUUCCUUAAGACGAGACAGUCAACCUGGCUUGAGGAAUAUUCUACUUAAAGGACAGAUGAAAUAUUUGAGCGACAUUAACGGUAUUAUUUUUCUUUGCAGCCCCGUAAUAAACGAUAUAAGCGAGUUACCCGAUCAAGGACUUUAUUUGAAUGAUUUAAAUCCACACGGUUUAAGUAAAGAAAUGGUACUUACCGGUUGGCAAAGUAAUUCCAAAUUACAUUUGAUGUUUGACAAAGCGGAACAAAGGGCAACUGAACUAGAAAAAAAUUACACACUUCUCGAUAUGUGGAAACGACGUGGAGACGAGUUGCUUUAUUCAAUGAUUCCGAAACCAGUAGCGGAUUCGUUAAGAACAGGAAAUAGCCCGCUAAGUACUUGUAAGUCAUUCGACAUUGUUACUGUAAUGUUUUGCGAAUUAGUUGGAUUCAAUUCAACUACGGUCGAAGACGCAAUGGAAUUAGUGAGUACCAUGAACGCCGUAUUCUCGUGCUUCGAUUCCUUAAUGGACGCUUUCAACGUUUACAAGGUCGAAACUGUCGGUCAAAUUUAUAUGGCCGUAUGCGGAGCUCCGAACAAAAACGAAAAUCACGCGCGAAAUAUUAUCGACGCUGCUUUGGAAAUGGUAAAACAUAUCAGACAAUUGAAAAUUCCUUCCGGUACUAAAGUCGACGUUAGAAUAGGAGCACAUUCUGGUCCGGUGGUGGCUGGAGUAGUUGGCAUAAAGGUACCUAGAUAUUGCUUUUUUGGAGACACCGUCAAUACGGCUUCUAGAAUGCAAUCAUCUAGCGAGCCAGCAAUGGUGCACAUAUCUGAACCAACAAAAUGUCUUCUACCUAAAGAAAGAUACAUUAUAAUCAACAGAGGUACCGUAAAAAUCAAAGGUAAAGGUAAUAUGCAAACGUUCUGGGCAUUCGAUAAUAUUUAUAACGGCGAAGAAAACAGCGACACCUGACAUCUUUUUAAACAUAAUAAUAUUGACGUACAUAAUUUUUGUAUGUAAUACAUUUCAAUGAAAAAA
Messenger RNA from Diorhabda sublineata, 2227 nucleotides. Its product is annotated as soluble guanylate cyclase 89Db-like. Gene Ontology annotation, molecular function: oxygen sensor activity; heme binding; guanylate cyclase activity. Gene Ontology annotation, biological process: response to oxygen levels; cGMP biosynthetic process; nitric oxide-cGMP-mediated signaling. Lineage: Eukaryota; Metazoa; Arthropoda; Insecta; Coleoptera; Chrysomelidae. The coding region runs from base 239 to 2161 and encodes 640 amino acids. The record is from RefSeq and is a predicted model, not a curated record. The transcript has 13 exons. Gene Ontology annotation, cellular component: guanylate cyclase complex, soluble.